Molecule: messenger RNA, 723 nt
Organism: Colletotrichum higginsianum IMI 349063
Lineage: Eukaryota; Fungi; Ascomycota; Sordariomycetes; Glomerellales; Glomerellaceae
Product: Emopamil binding protein
Exons: 5
Coding region: 1-723 (240 amino acids)
Biological process (GO): sterol biosynthetic process
Cellular component (GO): membrane; endoplasmic reticulum
Molecular function (GO): steroid Delta-isomerase activity; C-8 sterol isomerase activity; cholestenol delta-isomerase activity
Source: RefSeq, a predicted model, not a curated record
AUGAAGGGCCCCGGGGAAGCGGACGCAGCGUCGCAUCCGUACUACCCCGUGAACGCAGCGUUGCCGCACUACGCUGCCAACGAGACCCCCCUUGUCAAGCUACUUGUCACCUUCGCAGCCACCAUCGCCAGCGUCGUCGUCGUCACCGUCGUGGCCGCCAGGAGGACCCAUACCAAGAUGGCUUUCUUAGAUCAGCUCAGCGUAGCUUGGUUCGCGUUAUGCGGAUUUCUGCACUGCGUCUUCGAGGGGUACUUCGUCUGGAACCACCGGCGUCUCGCGGGGAUGCAGACGCUCUUUGCCCAACUCUGGAAGGAGUACGCACUCUCCGACUCGCGCUACCUGACCUCGGAUCCGUUCAUGCUUUGUGUCGAGUCCUUCACGGUCGUUAUAUGGGGGCCCCUCUGCUGGGCCAUUGUCGUCGCCCUCGCCCGGGGAAGCCAUAUGCGCCAUCCCCUGCAGAUCGUCAUGUGUGUCGGGCACCUGUACGGCGUCGUACUCUACUACUCGACCAGCUUGGCCGAGCUCUACAUCACUGGCGUCUCGCACAGUAGGAGCGAAUUCUUGUACUUCUGGGUCUACUACGUCGGCUUCAACGCCCCUUGGGUUGUGGUUCCCGCCAUACUUCUCUUCCAGAGCGUAAAGCAAAUAAAGAACCGUCUCGACGACUGUGACGCCAAUGCGGAUCCGGUAACUAUGGAUAAGGCAGCGGCGGUCACACAAUGA